AUGUGCCACCAAGAAAUUGCUGCCAAUGGCUGGACCAGCACAGCGGCUAAUGCGGGCGCCAUCUUUGGUGACCAGCCUUUCAUCAACAAGCCGGACGCACUCUGUUUCACUGAUAUCAAAUUCCCAUUUGAUGAUCCCACGGUCGCGAAGACUCUCAAAUAUGCGAAGGAAACCCUGCAUGCCGAAACCUUCAACCACUCGAUGAGGGUCUAUUUCUACGGAAUGGCCAUCACAAAGCAGCAGUUCCCCGAGAAAGCUGCCGCUCUUAACCCAGUCACUUGGGCUUUGACAUGCCUGCUGCACGAUCUCGGCACAGCUGAUGAAAACCUGACAGCAACCCGGAUGUCAUUUGAUAUCUAUGGAGGAAUCAAGGCUCUCUCUAUCCUCAAGGACUUCGGCGCCACUGCAGAUCAGGCCGAGGCUGCUGCCGAGGCGAUCAUUCGCCACGAAGAUAUGGGAGUGGAUGGAACGAUCACGUUCAUUGGUCAACUUAUUCAGUUGGCCACUACUUAUGACAACACCGGUUUCCAUCCGCACGUGAAGAAUUUUGGCGAAAUGAUCCACGAAACCACCCGCACGCAAAUAAACGAGGCCUAUCCGCGCAUCAAGUGGUGCGCAUUCUUCUCUAGCGUCAUUCGGAAGGAGGAGAAGAUCAAGCCUUGGUGCCAUUCAACCCAUCUGGUCAACUUUGACAAUGAGAUUGAAGCAAACACACUGAUGAAGAAGUGGGAGUAG
Messenger RNA from Penicillium verrucosum, 735 nucleotides. RefSeq lists its product as uncharacterized. Bases 1 to 735 code for a protein of 244 amino acids. The record is from RefSeq and is a predicted model, not a curated record. The transcript is spliced from 2 exons. NCBI's taxonomy places the organism in Eukaryota, Fungi, Ascomycota, Eurotiomycetes, Eurotiales, Aspergillaceae.